Messenger RNA from Diabrotica virgifera virgifera (western corn rootworm), 1681 nucleotides. RefSeq lists its product as uncharacterized. Lineage: Eukaryota; Metazoa; Arthropoda; Insecta; Coleoptera; Chrysomelidae. Bases 217 to 1302 code for a protein of 361 amino acids. The transcript is spliced from 5 exons. The record is from RefSeq and is a predicted model, not a curated record.
UUGUUUGGUUUUAUCAGCAACAAACUCAACGAUCAGCGCACGCUAUUGCCGCCGACCGCCGACCUGACCGUCCCCCCAUACUUAUAUUUAGCGGCAGGAAUCCGUACAAAGCUUCAGAUUUUCAGAAUCAUCGAGCGAGAUUGUACCGACCGAAAGAGCUACUAACAAACAUUUUUACUAAUUUUCGUACGUGGAGUGAUAUCAACAAUUUUGAAUAUGAGGGGAACAUUGGCUGUUAUUGCCCUUUUGGGGUAUUUGUGCUGCACAACUGCUUUACCAGCAACUUCAAAACAAAUAGAUGACGAUAUUGAACUUUUUUCACCCAAAGAAACCCACGUGGAACAACCUGUUAUUGACACAGAUGCAGGAUUUGGCUUUGAUGGCUUCUCCAACCAUUUUAGUGGGUUGUUUGACAACUUUGAAUCUAUAUUGACAAAGAUAAAGCAACAAAUGGACCAGUUGAUGAACAGCUUUCCAGUAUUUAGAACUGGAAAUUCUACCGGCGACUUUCCCGAUUUUCCUAACUUUGGAGGGGACCUUCCACAAAUCCCCCAAUUCGGUGACAUUGACUUAAGCAAAGGAAACACCACAUCAGAAACUAAGAUCAUCGAUGGACACAAAGUUGUUAUCAAUAACACACAAUACCACAAAGACGGUGAAAACGGCAGUGCCUUCUUCCAAGUCCGUGUCAUAGAUGUACAACCUACUGAAACUGAAGACGCUACAGCAUCAGCUAACGCAAUGCCUAAAGACAGAGAGGAUGUAGAAAAUAGUAUAGAUAACGAAAUUAUUAAAAACAAAGAGGCCGUCUACUAUCAACCCCUAGACUUAGACGAACUGGAUUCAGGAAGCAAAUUCCGACCUACUGGUUUAUCCUACCUAGUAGAUAACUCUGAAUGGGAUGACCUAAACAAGAUCGAGUCCAUUGACGACAACGCUUUAAACUUCAACGGAAAUCAACCCGAGUUUGACUUAAGCAGGGACACUUACGUUAACGAAUUGUUGGCAAAAUCGGGAGCUCCAGUGAAUCCAGACGCAGAAAUCAUCAAACCAAUUCGGGUAUCUACUCAAAGAGUUCAGCCUGACGCAGAAAUCAUCAAGCCAAUUCGAGUAUCUACUCAGGGAGUUCAACCUCUGAUAUCAUCUAGUGAAAAACCUUACGACUUGAGCAGGGAUACUUAUGUUAACGAGAUACUAGCAAAAUCUGGAGCUACAACUAAUUCUGAUGCAGAAGUCUUCGAAACUUCACCUAAAGCUUCUACUGCAGCACCCAUGUUGAUUAGAUUUCAACCUAAGAGAUAACUGUUCGUUUAAUUGUUUUUAAUUUAUUUAUUUAUUAUUGACUAACCCACUUCGAAGAAGACUGACAACUUGAUUCACCAUGUUCAUUAUAUAUCCUUGCCUUAUCAUUUAAAUGUAUCUGGAUUAUUUUUUAAACGAAAAAAAAUUGUACUAACAAUCAUUUUCAAAACGAAUUUAUAAUUGCAUACAUACCAGUGAAGAAUCUCAUAAUAUUUGGUGACUCCCUUUAAUUUUGCAUUUCAUAAAAGUACUUAAUUUUAAACUUACUUAAAUUACAUUGUUUAUUAUGGUUAAAAGUAAAAAAAAUAAGAAAUUAAUUCAUAUUCUAUUUUUCAAAAACUGUAUUUUUAACUAAUAAAAUUUUUUACUUACUGAAAAA